Polistes dominula (European paper wasp) is the source of this 2133-nucleotide messenger RNA. RefSeq names its product PI-PLC X domain-containing protein 1. The record is from RefSeq and is a predicted model, not a curated record. Gene Ontology annotation, biological process: lipid metabolic process. Gene Ontology annotation, molecular function: phosphoric diester hydrolase activity. Lineage: Eukaryota; Metazoa; Arthropoda; Insecta; Hymenoptera; Vespidae.
UUAAAAGAAUCGUUCUUGGAAAUAUAUAUACCUCGCAUCCUUCAUUUUCCUUUUUCCUUUCUCUUUCAAUAUAACCACGUAAUGCUCGACAACAACGUCAGUUGCAAAGCGCAUACGUUGAUCCUUAAAAAAAAAUUAUGAUGAGAAUUCUAUAAUGAUUCUUAUUGGUACUAAAACUCAAGACAACGUUUUAUUCUGGUUGUCGUAACCACGCUAAUAAGUAGGUCUCACGCCGUUAGUCUUCUUGAGGAAAUCACGCGAACAAAGUUAUCCUUGUCGACUGGCAACUACUUAAUUUGAUAGAUAACAAAAAACAUCAGGAAAUAUAAAGAAAGAAAGAAAAAGAAAUAAUCAAGGAAAGAGAAUUUCCAUUCAUAUUUUCUUCGAAUGAAAUUUGGAACUUUGCAAAGAACAGAAUUUAGUCUCUUUCUUUCUCUUGUUGGAAUAUAAGUGUUCUAUAACGAAAGUUCUAUAACGAAAUCGAGUAUUCAAGAAAGGGACACUUUCCUUGCGGUUUCAACGUUACGCGAUUGAUUACUUCAAAACAUUGUGAGAACGAAUCGAAUAAAACAAGUUUCAAUAGAUAGAAUAGCUCAAGGAUAUAUAUAUAUAUAAGAGGAAAAAAAAAUGAUCCUAUUAAUCCUUCUAUACUUUUUGAUGAUUUUUGGUGUUACAACAAGUAAAACGUGUAACUCGAACAACGGUGAUGAAUUUCAGCAUUCUCACGUAAGUUUAAUUAUAUCACCGAUUAUAUCAAAAUCAAUGAUACGUGAACUGGAAAUUUAUUGGAAUCAUCCAAAGUAUCGAUCGGAUAGCGACAAGAUCGCACUUUACACUGAUGAUCCAGCAAAUGGAUUAGAACCGAUUUUUACUUUGGAACCUAAAUCAUCGAGUGGUAUAAAGAAUACAGGAAUUCAAGCUGAGUAUUUACCUACUAAAAAUUUGACCUUCCAAGGACAAUGUCUCAAUUAUUACGUUGCUUGGUUGAGAAAUGGUGUCCUGAGGAAAGUGAAUUGUCUUAAGACGUAUCCUAAUUGGAUGGCUGAAAGAAAAGAUAUUCUAGGUCCUCUUAGAAUGAAUAAAAUCUUUUUACCAGGUACUCACGAUUCGGCAUCUUACGCGAUCCACAAACUGGCUGCUGAAGAGGACAUUAUUGAUAAAUAUGUUAUAACGCAGGACAUAGACGUACUCGCGCAAUUGAUAUACGGGGUAAGAUACUUGGACAUCAGAGUAGGAUAUUAUCCACGCACGAAUGAAAUUUGGUGGGGUAAUCAUGGAAUCAUACGAUUAAUACCAUUAAAAGUUAUCAUCGAACAAGUAAAAAUAUUUCUCAAUAAUACAGAGGAAAUCGUGAUCUUCGACGUUCAAGAAUUUCCCGUUGGAUUUCAAAAAAAUGUAUCCAUACAUCAUCAGUUCGUUAAAUAUUUGGAGAAACAAUUUGCAGAUUACUAUUUACCUUAUAGAACUGGUUGGCUUACAACAUUAAAUACAAUUUGGUCCUCGAAAAGGAGACUGAUUAUUGGCUAUGAUGAAAAACAAAUUCUCAGUUUAUAUGAGAGUCUAUGGCCUUGCGUUACGCAUCAAUGGGGUAACGUUCAAACUAUCGAUGAUUUAUAUCGGUAUCUUAAUCGUAUCGAAACAUCGACUGCUCGGGACUACAAAAUAACGCCGAGAUCUGCAAUGGCGGAAUUAACUCCUAAUAUGUGGGACGUGAUUUGGAACAGAUUAGGAGGUCUUCGUCAAAUGGCUGAUAAAGUCAAUGCUAAUGUCACCAAUUGGUAUGCCACUAAAUGGCAGCAUACAGCUAACAUCGUCGCUGUUGACUUCGUAAGAAGUUCUGGUAUCAUAGAGACUUCUAUCGAAUGGAACGAUAGACGGAAUUCUAACUGUUAAUAAACAAUAAAUUCUACAUAAUGUUUCAUUUGAUAUUUUCUCACAAACUGUGAAAGAAUUAGUUAGAUAGAUAAUCCCUGUUCUUUUUUUUUUGUCAUCUUCUAUUAUCAACGAUUUUAGUUUUAUUAGCUCAUUCCUGUUUUCCCUCGUUUAAUCUCGUAUUAAAAAAAAAAAAAGAUGAAUCGUAUAAUACGUAUAUAACUUUUUACGUGACAAAGAGAUUUCCGGCGGAAGAAGAAA